UGUCAUGAGGCGCACAUGAUGAAUAUGCAUAAGCGGGAAAGAGAGCGUGGUGAAAGCAAACUCAAAUUUCAGGAGUUUUUCCUGGAGCCAUUUAACAGGAAGACCCGUCAAGAGAACUUGCGCUACAACAAUAUGCUGAAACAAAUAAACAGUCAGUGUACAGCUACUUUAAGACAGUGGAAAGCUGCUCAAAGAUACCUUACCUGUGAACGUGGCCCCUGGAAAGAAAGGAAAGACAACUUGGAACAUUGGAAACUUUCCAAUGUUGAGAAUUACUCACGAAUGAGGCUCAAAUUGGUCCAAAACAUUAAUUUUGAUCCCCAUUCUGAAGCAAGUAAUUUGCGUGAUAACCUGGGUGUUCAGCAAGCAGAACCAUCAAGUGAGUCACUUCUGCUGGAAGCAGUAAAGCAGGUGAAAGUUAGUGACUUAGAAGAUGAUGGACUUGAGCUUCCUGAGGAGGACAACACAGCUACAGUAAGUGAGAAAGAAGAGCAGAGUCAAAAGGAGAAAACAGUGCUGUCCGAGGAGUGUGAACUCAUCACUAUAAUGGAUGUGAUUUCUGGUCGAUUAGAGGUCACCACUCAACAUAUUUAUUUCUAUGAUGGCAGCACAGAAAAAGAAGAAGGUGUUGGUUAUGAUUUUAAGUGGCUCCUUUCUCAGAUCAGAGAGAUUCACUUGCGUCGAUACAACUUA
Molecule: messenger RNA, 693 nt
Organism: Staurois parvus
Lineage: Eukaryota; Metazoa; Chordata; Amphibia; Anura; Ranidae
Source: the annotation of a GenBank genome assembly